Messenger RNA from Dissoconium aciculare CBS 342.82, 1520 nucleotides. RefSeq names its product alpha/beta-hydrolase. Bases 159 to 1136 code for a protein of 325 amino acids. The transcript has a single exon. The record is from RefSeq and is a predicted model, not a curated record. NCBI's taxonomy places the organism in Eukaryota, Fungi, Ascomycota, Dothideomycetes, Mycosphaerellales, Dissoconiaceae. Gene Ontology annotation, molecular function: thiolester hydrolase activity; palmitoyl hydrolase activity. Gene Ontology annotation, cellular component: lysosome.
CACGGCGUCGGCGUCGGUGGAAGAGACCUUACAUCGGCUUGUCGCUGUCAGAUAGACUACGCCUUAUAUAAGCCCUGCCAUCACUGUUGGUAUCUUGGGCGUAAAGGUUGCAGCCACAAACUCUGAACAGAACACCUUGUGGGGGGCAGUCAACAAACAUGCGCCUCCUCACAGCGCUUCCAUUCGCCACGAUCUCGGCCGCGCUCGCUCUUCAGAGUACUUCUACCCAUGACGCUGCUCCGCUACCACUGAUCGUCUGGCAUGGCCUCGGCGACCGCUACGACGCAGAUGGAAUGCACUCGAUCGGUGCCCUGGCUGAGAGCAUCCACCCAGGAACCUUCGUCUACUAUGUUCGCACAGACGACAACAGCGACAACGACCGCACCAACACCUUCUUUGGCGACCUCAACCUCCAAAUCGAUGGCGUCUGUUCCGCCCUUCAAGCCGUGCCCGAACUCCGACAAGCGCACACCGGCGAUCUCCGCGUGGAUGCUCUAGGCUUCAGUCAAGGCGGCCAGUUCCUUCGCGGCCUGAUCGAGCGCUGCGAGCCUCUCCAGGUGCGCACUUUGAUGACAUAUGGCAGCCAGCAUAACGGUAUCGCCGGGCUUCGUCCGUGUGGGACUUGGGACCUUCUGUGUAAAGGUGCGACGGGGCUGAUGAAGGGCAAUGUUUGGUCGGAUUACGUCCAGUCACAUGUCGUGCCGGCACAGUACUUCCGGACUGUUGACGAUGCCACUGGAUUACCGACCGAUGUCUACUUGGAGAAGAGCGGGUUCUUGGCGGAUAUCAAUAACGAACGGGUACUGAAGAAUGCGAGUUACGUGGAUAAGAUCGCGGCGCUGGAGAAGUUUGUCAUGGUCAUUUUCGAUGAGGAUACUACGGUCAUCCCGCGGGAGAGCGGAUGGUUCGCCGAGGUCAAUGGCACGUCGGGCGCUGUUACACCAUUGCAAAGACGGCCGAUAUACCUCGAGGACUGGAUUGGAUUGAAAGCGUUGGGCGAGAAGGGUGGCUUGGUCUUCCUCAAAAACCGGGGUGAUCAUAUGCAGCUUGAUGACAAGGUGCUGAAGAAGACUUUUAAGGAAUAUUUCGGGCCCGAGAGCAAAAGCAAGGGGAGGCAACAGAAAGCCGACCUGUAAUACAUGGAGCAAUAGUGAUGAUAUCAUGAACAAAAAAGUACGACCAGAGAAGUCUCCCAGAGGCAUGGUUGUGCUCCUCUUCACGUGCCGAUGACUACAAGAUGAAUGGGUCACGGGAGGUCGGCCAAGCCAAACAGAAAGGUUGAACGGAUGAACGAGAUUCAAUGCCAAAUUGUUUCGGAAUCAAAGAAAACCCGCCUGCCGAUAGAGCAUGCAUGCUAGGACUCGUGUUUCAUGAUUCGCGUCUUAAACAGAUUUACACGCCCUGCCAGUGCAAGCAUUGGAAAUUCCCUUUCUCUGCCCACCGCAAUCCCCGCCGAAAAAAAAGUAACUCCAGACACGCAAUAAGCGCACAACCUCUAUUUCAGCUUCUUCUUGGGGCGG